Messenger RNA from Clonostachys rhizophaga, 729 nucleotides. NCBI's taxonomy places the organism in Eukaryota, Fungi, Ascomycota, Sordariomycetes, Hypocreales, Bionectriaceae. The record is from the annotation of a GenBank genome assembly.
AUGGCGACCCCGCAAGAUACUGAGAGCCAGCAGAACGCUGCCAGCCUGUUUACCCAGCUCGAGAAGGCAUUCCAGAGCACCUCGCUGGGACCAGAUAGAUGGUACAUCCUCGCGGCCGCCGCGCUCGUUGGCAGCCCCGACCCGGAGCUCUGCAAAGACCUAUACCUCCAUCUCAUCUCCCUCCCGGCGUUCUCCACCCCGGCCCAGCGGCAGGCCCUCAUCCGACGCCUGAGAGAGGUGCUGAUCAAGAGUAUUAGUAUCGUGGGCGUGUGCAAGCCGCUGGAGGCAAUCAUGGUCAUCAACACGUGCGAGCGGGAGGAGGACAAGGACCGGAGCUCGACCAGAGAGGGCUGGAAGUGCGACGAGGCCAAUUUGGAGCGGGGAAAGGAGUGGCUGGGCAAGAUUUACACCCGAAACGCGGGUAGCACGCUGGCGCUGUUUGAUGACCACAAGGACUUCGCGUGGGUCAGCCAGAAUAUCACCUACGGGCUCUAUCUCAGCGACCGCCAGGUUCUGGACGACGUUGAGACGGAGCUUGUGGUCCUGCCUGGCAUCAUGAUCCAGAACCUGCCCAAGGAGACGCACUGGCACAUCCGGGGCACGAGGAGGAUUGGGGUGUCCAAGCACGAUGUUCAAGUCAUCUGGGACUGUGUGCAACUUAUUGCCAAGUUUGUUGGGUUGAAGCUACACCGGGUCCCAACUGUUGAAGAUGUCGAAUCGGAUGUGUAA